Pollicipes pollicipes is the source of this 733-nucleotide messenger RNA. RefSeq names its product dedicator of cytokinesis protein 3. Gene Ontology annotation, molecular function: guanyl-nucleotide exchange factor activity; small GTPase binding. Gene Ontology annotation, biological process: small GTPase-mediated signal transduction. Gene Ontology annotation, cellular component: plasma membrane; cytoplasm. The coding region runs from base 92 to 733 and encodes 213 amino acids. The transcript has 7 exons. The record is from RefSeq and is a predicted model, not a curated record. NCBI's taxonomy places the organism in Eukaryota, Metazoa, Arthropoda, Thecostraca, Pollicipedomorpha, Pollicipedidae.
AGUCAUGGUGUGUGGGUGCGCCGGCAGUGUGGGAUCGGUGCUGUGUGUGCGGAAUAUGUAGGGUGUUUCUCUGAGUCCUUACAUGUAGCUUAUGAUGUGGAAGAAGCGAACAGAGCAAAAACUGGGCGUAGCCGUGUACAACUGGUCCGGCUGUGUGCGCCAUGGCCUGCCGCUGCGCGUGGGUGACACGGUGCACGUGCUUGAGGAGUGUGCCGGCUGGCUGCGCGGCUACGCGGUGCGCCAGCGCGGCCGGCGCGGCCUCUUCCCGGCUUCCUACAUCCAGAUGAAGCCAUGCCUGGUCGAGUCAGACGGGCCCCAGGAGGUGAUCACGCCCAUCGAAGACAGCGUGGUCACGGAGGUGACCCAGGUGCUCAGGGAGUGGAGCGAGCGAUGGAAGCAGCUGUACAUCGGCCGGGAGGCGCACGAGGUCGCCACGCUCUGGAAGGUGAUGCACGAGCUGCUGGACUGGCGACGCCAGCUGGUGACGGGCACGCUGACCCAGGACCAGACCCGCGAGCUGCGGAUCAAGGUCACCGCCAAGAUCGACUGGGGAAACAGGAGCCUGGGCCUGGACCUGGUGCCGCGCGUGCUCGGCUCCAUGCUCGACCCGGACGCCAUCUCGGUGGUGACCCUGCACCAGGUGCACACCCAGAGUCUGGAGACCACAAUGUCUGACCCGGCCUGGGGCGACGUGUCCUGGCUCGUCAUCGCUUGUUUGGCGGGCUGCACGUGA